AUGGAGAUGGAAAGAUUGAGUGCCAUUAAUUAUGCCAGUUGGAAGUGGAGAAUGAAAGCAGUUCUGGUCAAAGAAGAUUUGUAUGACAUGAUAGAAAAUCCCCCUCCGGCCGCUCCAUCAGCAGCGUGGACGAAGAAAGACGAGAAAGCGAAAGCAUUUAUUAUUCUAGGGCUGUCUGAUACUCAACUGCUACACGGUGAUGUUGAAGCUGUUCCUGUUCAAUGUAUCUGCCACAAUGAAUGUAUCCAGCUGGGCACGAGAUUUGCUGGUAGCCAGAUGGACAUCAUUGCUGCUUCUCCUUUUGCUGCUGCAGCUGCCUCAGAUUGUCAGCAGGAAUGUGAACACUGGAUUUGGAAGAUGAAUUCCCUUAACUACAUCUGUGACAAGACAUUCAAGCUAAUGGCCAUCAUUGGUGGGCUCACACCUCAUAACUCCAAGCAGAUGCCCCACAUCUUAAAUAUCUACAAGAUGGCACAGCUCAGUUAUGGCUCCUUUGACCUUGCACUGAGUGAUAAAAAACAGUUCCCUUCUGUCUAUCGGAUGAUCCCAAAUGAAAGGCUUCAAUAUGCUGGAAUUGUCCAGCUGCUUCAGCAUUUUGGAUGGACCUGGAUUGGUCUUAUAGUUUCAGAUGAUGACAAUGGAGAAAUGUUAUUGAGGACUCUCAUUUCUUGGCUGCUGCAGAGCAAUAUUUGUAUUGCUUUUAAGGAAAUUAUUCCAACACUGAAGAAGACCUGGGAUGAAGCAUUGCACAUGAAUAAGAAAUUGGAAAGAAUAAGUUCAGUUCUCACAUCAAUAAAAGCCAACAUGAUUCUUGUUCAUGGGAAUUCACGGUCAAUGGAAGGCUUACGAAUGGUUCUGUCAAUACAUGAAAAUGUUGAAAUGAAUCCAGCAGAGAGGGUUUGGGUCAUAACAGCUCACUGGGAUUUUGCAUCUGUAUUUCAUAAUACUGUGUUCACACCAAAAUCCUUCAAUGGCACUUUGUCUUUCAUACUCCACACUAAUGAUGUGGCAGAAUACAAAGAGUUCCUUGAGACUUUAAAUCCAAAUCAAUCUCCGCUUUACUUCAUUCAUAAUUUCUGGUCCAGUGCAUUUAUGUGCUCUUUCCCCAAAUAUUAUCUUCAUAUGCCAGGAACAGGAAAUUGUACUGGGGAAGAGAAGUUGAGGAGCCUCCCUACAACUGUGUUUGAAAUGGGGAUGUCUGGUCAGAGUUAUAGUAUCUACAAUGCUGUUUAUGCUGUUGCACAUGCUCUCCAUGCCAUGCUGUCAUCAAGAUCUAAGCAUAGGGCAAUGGGAGAUAUAACCACACGGAAAUAUCUUGAUGUUCACCCGUGGCAGCUUCACUUCUUUCUGAAACACAUCUACUUCAACAAUAGUGCAGGUGAAGAGAUAUUUUUUGAUAAAAAUGGAGAGCUAGCAACUGGAUAUGAUAUCGUCAACACAAUCAUGUUCCCCAAUAAGUCCAUCUGUAGAGUCCGUGUUGGAAGGAUGGGCCAAUGGGCUCCUGAAGAAAAGCAGUUCACCAUCAAUGAAAGUGCUAUUGUAUGGAAUCAAAAGUUUAAACAGAUUCUACCCCAAUCCACAUGCGUUGAGAGUUGCAACCCUGGACAUAGCAAGAUUGUGCGUGAGGGGCAACAGAUUUGUUGUUAUGAUUGUCCUCAAUGCUCCGAAGGAAUGAUUUCAAACCUGACAGAUGCAGUCAACUGCAACAAGUGCCCUGAAGAUCAGCAUCCAAAUAAGAACCAGAAUCACUGCAUCCCCAAACUUAUUGUCUAUCUAUCAUAUGGCGAUCCCUUAGGAAUGAUUUUGGUUUCAUUUGCUCUUUUGCUUUCUCUGAUCACCCUGGUGGUAAUGUGGAUCUUCAUUCAACAUCAGAAUACUCCUAUUGUCAAGGCCAACAACUGGAACAUCACAUGCACCCUCCUCACUUCCCUCUUGCUUUGUUUUCUUUGCUCCUUCUUAUUCACUGGACGGCCUGGAAAGGUGACCUGCCUUCUCCGUCAAGCAGUGUUUGGCAUCAUCUUCUCCCUUGCUGUUUCUUGUGUGUUGGCUAAAACUAUCACUGUGGUUCUGGCCUUCAUGGCCACCAAGCCAGGAAACAGGAUAAGGAAAUGGGUAGGGAAGACAUUGACAGUGUCAGUCAUCAUCCUCUGUACUCUUAUUCAAACUGGCAUCUGUGUAGUAUGGCUGGCAACAUCGCCACCCUUCCCAGAGUUUGACAUGCACUCCCAGACUGACCAGAUUGUUAUGCAAUGCAAUGAGGGAUCAGCCCUGAUGUUUUAUACUGUCCUGGGGUACAUGGGGCUUCUGGCCAUUAUCAGCUUCAUUGUGGCCUUUUUUGCCAGGAAGCUGCCUGAUACUUUUAAUGAAGCAAAACUGAUCACCUUCAGCAUGUUGAUGUUUUGCAGUGUUUGGUUAUCCUUUGUCCCAACCUACCUGAGCACCAAAGGGAAAUACAUGGUGGCUGUGGAGAUCUUCUCCAUCUUGGCCUCUAGUGCUGGAUUGCUGGGUUGCAUCUUCCUCCCUAAAUUCUACAUUAUUAUACUGAGGCCUGAGCUAAACACCAGGGAUCAGCUCAUAAGGAAAAAAAAUUUGGCAUUUAAGUGA
Messenger RNA from Rhineura floridana, 2604 nucleotides. Its product is annotated as vomeronasal type-2 receptor 26-like. Lineage: Eukaryota; Metazoa; Chordata; Lepidosauria; Squamata; Rhineuridae. Bases 1 to 2604 code for a protein of 867 amino acids. Gene Ontology annotation, molecular function: G protein-coupled receptor activity. The record is from RefSeq and is a predicted model, not a curated record. Gene Ontology annotation, biological process: G protein-coupled receptor signaling pathway. The transcript is spliced from 7 exons. Gene Ontology annotation, cellular component: membrane.